Castor canadensis (American beaver) is the source of this 1324-nucleotide messenger RNA. The record is from RefSeq and is a predicted model, not a curated record. Lineage: Eukaryota; Metazoa; Chordata; Mammalia; Rodentia; Castoridae.
GGGCGCUGGCCGCGGUGCUGAAACGGCGCUCUCGGCGGGACGGGAGGGAGGGGGCGGGGCUCCGAGCUCCGAGCGGGGGGGAGGGGAGGGGCGGGGCGGCGCCUGCAGGCGGAGACCCCGCUUGACCCUAGAGCAGUUCCGAGACACCAGACCCGCUGCCUAGAGCGGUCACGGGCAUCUGGCACUCGUCCCCUGACGAAGCCAAGGCUGUCCUGUCCUAGUAAGCCUCUUCCCCCUACUCUAGGGGGGACUCUCACCUUGUGCCCUGACCUCAGCCUCCUCCCCUAACCCGGCUGAGGAGUGAUCCUUUUCGGGGCCUCCAUCCCCAAAGCCGCAGACGUGCAGCCCAGGCGUCCCCCGGCCGACGCCUGCUGCCCUCACCAUGGUGAAGUUGCUGCCCGCCCAGGAGGCCGCCAAGAUCUACCACACCAACUACGUGCGGAACUCGCGCGCCGUGGGCGUGAUGUGGGGCACGCUCACCAUCUGCUUCUCCGUGCUGGUCAUGGCCCUCUUCAUCCAGCCCUACUGGAUCGGCGACAGCGUGAACACACCGCAGGCAGGCUACUUCGGCCUUUUCUCCUACUGCGUGGGGAACGUGCUGUCCUCCGAGCUCAUCUGCAAGGGCGGCCCUCUGGACUUCUCCUCCAUCCCCUCCAGAGCCUUUAAGACAGCCAUGUUUUUUGUGGCCCUGAGCAUGUUCCUCAUCAUUGGCUCCAUCAUCUGUUUCAGCCUGUUCUUCGUCUGCAACACCGCCACGGUCUACAAGAUCUGCGCGUGGAUGCAGCUGGCUGCAGCCACAGGCCUGAUGAUUGGCUGUCUGGUCUACCCUGAUGGUUGGGACUCAAGCGAGGUGCGGCGUAUGUGCGGGGAACAGACGGGCAAGUACACACUGGGCCACUGCACCGUCCGCUGGGCCUUCAUGCUCGCCAUCCUUAGCAUCGGCGACGCCCUGAUCCUCUCCUUCUUGGCUUUCGUGUUGGGCUACAGGCAGGACAAGCUCCUCCCUGACGACUACACGGCAGAUGGGAAAGGUAACCUCUCCUCCUUCACAGUGGUGUCUCCUGCCUGGGCGUCUCGGUCACAAUGCGUCUCAGUCCCUAGGGUGGAGACACCAACGCUGACCAAUAAGACACAGGCCUUGUCCUCCCUGAGGGUUCCGUCUUCAUAUCAGCCCUUGGAACUGAACCAGAAGCCAAAUGUCCCCGUACCCUAUGACUACGGACACUUCCCACAUGAGGAAUUUGAGUUCCAAAGGGGGACUCGCCCAGAGGUGCACAGAAGGUGUGGCAAAGAGGAGCCUGGAACUCAGGACUUCUCUAGCUGA